Molecule: messenger RNA, 2763 nt
Organism: Lichtheimia ornata
Lineage: Eukaryota; Fungi; Mucoromycota; Mucoromycetes; Mucorales; Lichtheimiaceae
Exons: 12
Coding region: 1-2763 (920 amino acids)
Biological process (GO): regulation of DNA-templated transcription
Cellular component (GO): Cdc73/Paf1 complex
Molecular function (GO): RNA polymerase II complex binding
Source: RefSeq, a predicted model, not a curated record
AUGGCACAACGCACGCUCGAAAUCCCAUUGAAGCAUGAGCAAGUGCUUGAAGUCAUCUGCAGUGAUCUUCCGAGCGAUCCCAGUGAGCUUACCAACAUCUUUGAACAAGAGAGCGUUGCCUUUUCCCACUACUGCACACUUGCUAUUGAAUACUAUCAACAAUCCAGAGUGAAGCAAGCCAUCCAGGUGCUCGAUGCGUGUCUUGAAAAUGCCAAUCGUACCUUGACGACGCAACCUCGCGAGAAACUACCGAUUCUUACACUCUGUGCAACAAUGCAUCUUGCGUUAGUCAAAGCAAGCCGUGCGAGUGAUGAUAGACGACACCAUCUCGAUACAGCCAACCGCCUUAUUCAAGAAGCCGAUCGUAUUCACGCUCAACAUGUACCAACAGCGAUUGUGAAAGCCAACAUUUAUCUUACAUCAGGGCGCGUUGACCAAGCACGAUCCAUCUUUACGCAUCUUUUGGAUAAGCAGCAUGAUUGCAUCCCCGCACGCACCGGUUUGGCAAAGAUCCAAUAUGUUCAUGGUCAUUAUCGUGAAGCGCUUGCUCAGUUCCAAAAGGCUCUUCAAUUAUCACCACCACCUAUCGCUGCUGCAGAGAUCAAACUCACCAUCGCACAAUGCUUUGCACAUCUGGGCAUGUCUCAACAAGCCAAGGAUGCUCUCAAACGUUGCAUGCAACAGGGAUCUAUCAACAAAGCAACAUGCCUCGCUCUCAUGGCCAUUAUCGAUCUCAACAUUUCAAAGGAUAUCUUGGCUGAUGCUGCAACCCGUGAAAAGGCACUAGCAAGUGGUCUUCGGCAAUUACAGGAUGCAUUCAAGGCUGAACGUUACCAUCCCGUUGUUCUGAAUCUGGUUGCUAACCAUUGUCACAAUAUGGGCCAUCCUGAAAAGAGCAUGGAGUAUGCAAAGGAAGCAUUGGAAUACACAAACAACAAGUUCAUCAAAUCCGAAGCAUUGUUCCAAAUCGCCAGAGCAUAUCAUGUAUUGGGCAACUUUGAAGAUGCCAAGAUUUUCUACCAACAAUGUCUCGCUAUUGAGCCCAACUAUGGAUUGGCACAGUACCACAUGGGUCAAAUACAUAUGCACAAUGGCAACGUUGAUGAUGCUAUCAAGGUGUUUGAAAAGCUACAAAAGACGUAUAUUCUGAGUGAUGAUAUUUCAAGAACAUUGGGUGCCGCAUAUGCCAUGGCUGGCAAGAAUAAGCAAGCACUCUCGGUGUUCAAUGGCAUUGUUGAUUAUGCAACUCAAAACUCUAUUUUUGCUGCUCAAGUCGGCAAUUUACAUGAGGAUACCAACAUUGGCAAAGCACUUGAAUAUUAUGAAAUGUCUAUCAAACGGAGGGAUGAUCCAGAAGCUGAUGACAAGGAAGCUGCUCAGAUGGAUGCCAUCAAGGUGGAAGUACUGAAUAAUCUUGGCACAUUAUACAUGUUGAGUGGAGAUCUGGAAAAGGCAGCCGAUCAUUACAAGCGUGCAUUGGAAGCGUACCAACAACAGCAUGAUGGCCAAGAAAAGGCACCAGAAGAUGACAUCAGUGUUACAGUCUCCUUCAACCUUGGGCGCGUGCAUGAAGAAAGAGGAGAGCUUGAUCAAGCAAAGGAGCUUUACACAAAGAUUGUUGAUGAAUGCCCUGAUUAUUAUGAAGCACGGUUACGAUUGGGCGCUAUCGAGCAAGCAUUGGGACAUACUGAUGAAGCUGUGGCACAUUUCAACGCUGUUGCCGAAAGUCAGCCAAAGAAUCCUGCACCUUGGAUCAUGAUUGCUCGUGCUGAGAUUACACGCAAUGAAAAGACAUGCAAACGGGCACUGGAACGGGUAUUACGCGAGUGUGAUCGAGACAAUGUUUAUGCACAUGUGGCUCUUGGCAAUUAUCAUGCAACUGUGGCAAGAGAACUCAAGGGUGACAAGUAUAAGCAACAUCGUCAAGAGUCGUACAAGCUCGCAUUCAGCUUUUUCAGCCAAGCACUCCGACGUGACCCCAAGUGCGCUUAUGCAGCAAAUGGUAUUGCCAUGCUGAUGGCUGAUAGCGGUGAUAUGGAUGGUGCACAUUAUUUGUUCAAUCUUUUACGUGAGUCAACAUCGGAAGAGCCAUCUGUGUUGAUCAACUGUGGCCACACGCUUGUUGAGUUGAAGCGGUAUCGUGAAGCAAUUGCUAUGUACUCGCAUGCCAAUCGAUUGUAUCCCAAGGACAACAAGGAUGAGAAUUUGUUAUUAUGUUUGGGACGAGCACUUUUCCUUGGUGCCAAAGCAUCACGUGAUCUUGAUUAUGCAGGACGAGCUAUUGAAGCAACUCAAAAAGCACAUGACAUCAACCCUGAUAGCAAGUCGACUUUGUAUGAUUUGGCCCUUACACAGCAAUCCUAUGGCGAGUUGUUGAACGACAUGCCAGCUGCAGCACCCGAAUUAAUUGAACAGGGUAUCUCCAAGGUCGAAUCCAGUCAACAGAUCUUCCGCUCUCUCAUCAACAAUGAAACCGAUAACGCUACAUCACUUUCCUAUGACAAGAAAAUUACAGAACAGCGUGCUCGUUAUGGUGAAACGCUGCUUAUGCAAUUGAAGCGUAAACUUCAGGAACGCACAGCUGAGCGAGAUGCCAAACGACGGAGGGAGGAAGCAGAGAAUGAAGAAAAGGAGCAGCAGCAGCAGCAGCAAGUAGAGGGAGAAGCACAACAACAAAACAAUGAUCCCAAUGGUCACUCGAUGGAUUCGAAUGAGGAACGGCCUACCAAACAGCAGCGGACAUCAUCUGUGGAAGUGCAAUAG